Messenger RNA from Cutaneotrichosporon cavernicola, 633 nucleotides. RefSeq lists its product as uncharacterized. Gene Ontology annotation, cellular component: proteasome core complex; proteasome core complex, beta-subunit complex. The transcript has 5 exons. The coding region runs from base 1 to 633 and encodes 210 amino acids. The record is from RefSeq and is a predicted model, not a curated record. Gene Ontology annotation, biological process: proteasome-mediated ubiquitin-dependent protein catabolic process. Lineage: Eukaryota; Fungi; Basidiomycota; Tremellomycetes; Trichosporonales; Trichosporonaceae.
AUGUCGAUUAUGGAGUACAAUGGCGGCUCAGUCGUUGCGAUGCUCGGCAAGGACUGUGUCGCGAUCGCGUGUGACCUCCGUCUCGGUGCGCAGGCUACUGGUGUCGCCAUGAACUUUGAGAAGGUCUUCCCUGUCAACGACACUCUCUACUACGGGUUGCCAGGUCUCGCGACGGACGUAUACACUCUCAAGGAGCAGCUCCGCUUCCGCGUCAACAUGUACCGCAUGAAGGAAGAGCGUGAGAUCACCCCGGAGACGUUCACCCACCUCGUUAGCAGCACGCUGUACGAGAAGCGCUUUGGGCCUUACUUUAUCGAGCCUGUUGUUGCUGGAAUCCCCCAGGCCACGGCGUCUAACCCCAACCCCAAGCCCUUCAUCUCGACCAUGGACACCAUCGGGUGCAUCACCACGCCCAAGGACUUCGCGGUGGCCGGAACAGCGACCGAUAAGCUGUACGGUACGGCCGAGGGACUGUGGGAGCCCGACCUCGAACCCGAGGACCUGUUCGAGACCAUCUCCCAAACGCUGCUCAAUGCCGUCGACCGUGACGCCCUCAGCGGUUGGGGCGCUAUUGUUCAUGUUAUCACCAAGGACAAGGUGGUUACGCGGACACUCCGCUCGCGCAUGGACUAA